GUGUUUCAUCUGUGCGCGUUUCAAAAAUAGAAUCAAAAGAAAGAGGCAGAAAUUUGAGAGCCGGAGAGAAGAAGCAUACAUGGUCGGAGCAUCGGAGGGGGCAGCCGCAAGAGCGGCUUCUUUCUCAGAAGCCAUGGCGGAAGACGAAGAAUCCGGAGACAAAUGGGAUCGCAGCACGGUGGGUCUGCUGCUAGCUGGACCGUUUAUAUUUUCCUUGCAAGUGUUAGACAUGGAACAUCAAAGCAAAGCUCGUAGGACUAGCAAAGAGAAUGCGAAUCCAUAUUCUCCUUCUCAUGGUUUCCUGAGAACCCAUGAGAAAUGGAGCCAAGACGAUGAUCAUAAGGCUAAUCUUGCUAGAUUCAAAGUUGCAUUCCCUUAUUCCAUUAGCAAGGACAAGCAUGGGUGGUUGCUUAAUCCCAUAACUCUUGCGCUUAAUUCUGGUGUUAAAGGUUCAUAUCUGUCUCUGUGCCUCUAACUUGUAUGUAUAAAAUUUGUGUGGCCAAUUCUUCAAUGCCUCAAUGUCCUUUGUAUGUAUAUGCUAUGAUUUUAUUCAAAAUAUGUGCUUUUGGUUCUUAUUGUCUUCAAAUGCCUAAGGGUGGAAUCUCCUUAACCAUUAUGAUAAUUUUUAUAUGCAUUAGAUUCUUUUAAGGUGAUUGUAGUGAUUAGAGAAAUCAGGAAUUAGAACCUCUAAUCCUGAGGUUGAAUUAAGCUAGUUUAGUUGC
Rubroshorea leprosula is the source of this 722-nucleotide messenger RNA. The record is from the annotation of a GenBank genome assembly. NCBI's taxonomy places the organism in Eukaryota, Viridiplantae, Streptophyta, Magnoliopsida, Malvales, Dipterocarpaceae.